AUGCAGGAGAUGCUGAAGGAGGUAGAAUAUUGCAGGAAAACUAUUGGCACCAGAUUUAAGGAGCCCCUACAGAUGACUGAUGAGGAGGAAAUUUUAUUCAGACAAGCAGAACAGUGCCAUAUUUGUGGCCAGAAGUAUAAAGAAAUGGAGAAAGAAAUUAGAGUCAGGGAUCAUUGCCACAUCACUGGCUGUACCGCAGAAGUGCUCACCAGGACUGUACUCUGAAGUUGUGGGUUAAUCCAAAAGAUUUUAAGCUGCCUGUUAUUUUCCAUAAUCUCUGUGGGUACGAUUCCCAUUUUAUCAUGCAGGAAAUUGGCGCCAUAGGAAAAGAACAUGAUCUGGAAAUAAACUGUAUUCCAAAUAAUAUGGAAAAAUACGUGGCCUUCAUGUUAGGUAAACAUCUGGUAUUUAUGGACAGGUUCCAGGGAACACUUCCUGUUAGUCAUUCGGGACACGAUGAGUACAGAGGAACAGUAUUAUUAUGAUGGACAAAAUUGAGAUGAUCACUUCUGAAGAAGCAGUCGCUGUGGUUCAAUUCCCCACAUCAGAGGAGUUAAAAUGUUAUACCACAAAGUAAGUAAAUACCAGCUGCUUAUUUUCUCUGUACUUACUCUUUAAUCUUACUAAAAUAAUGCCGACUUACUGCUACACAUGUCAUUAGUGAUAGGAUCUUGGGACUUGCUAGAUGUUGUUCAUGUUGCCUUCUUACAUUUGAUCCCACACGAUGAAAACAAUAUGUUAACUCAUGAUUUUGUUAUCCGUUUUCGAUAAGUUGAACUACAGACAAGUUAGCUUUAAUGUACAUGUAUUUUCUACUUUUCAGAGAACUGGUAGCUUUUAAGGAAAAGAUGUUUUGUUGUCUCACAAAAAUUGCAGAGGACCGAGACUAUUGUGUAGGAGUAAGUAUCCUAUACAGUGAACCAAAGGUGGUUCGCAUCCCAAAAAUAUCUGCACAUGCAUCUGGAUGAUUAUAUGGGUCUGUGCGGCUCUUGGUCUGUGCAAAUAUUGCCUCUCUCUAAGACGGACAGUGUAGGGACUGGCUCAAAAUGUCUCCGUCACAGAGAGGUGUCUGUCUUGAAGAGAGUCAAGUUUCAGUUAAAUGACUAAAUGAGGAGGAAAUUUUAUUCAGACAAGCAGAACAGUGCCAUAUUUGUGGCCAGAAGUAUAAAGAAAUGGAGAAAGAAAUUAGAGUCAGGGAUCAUUGCCACAUCACUGGCUGUACCGCAGAAGUGCUCACCAGGACUGUACUCUGAAGUUGUGGGUUAAUCCAAAAGAUUUUAAGCUGCCUGUUAUUUUCCAUAAUCUCUGUGGGUACGAUUCCCAUUUUAUCAUGCAGGAAAUUGGCGCCAUAGGAAAAGAACAUGAUCUGGAAAUAAACUGUAUUCCAAAUAAUAUGGAAAAAUACGUGGCCUUCAUGUUAGGUAAACAUCUGGUAUUUAUGGACAGUUUCCAGUUUACAGCCGACAGUUUGGAGCAGCUUGCAGAUAAUCUACCUGCAGACAAAUUCAAAUAUACCAGGCAAGUAUUCCAAGAUAAGGAACUAGCAUUAAUGAAAAAGAAA
Messenger RNA from Porites evermanni, 1561 nucleotides. NCBI's taxonomy places the organism in Eukaryota, Metazoa, Cnidaria, Anthozoa, Scleractinia, Poritidae. The record is from the annotation of a GenBank genome assembly.